Molecule: messenger RNA, 800 nt
Organism: Drosophila kikkawai
Lineage: Eukaryota; Metazoa; Arthropoda; Insecta; Diptera; Drosophilidae
Gene: pgc
Product: polar granule component
Source: RefSeq, a predicted model, not a curated record
UCGUCUAAAAUGUAUAUAAAAUAAUCCAGCAGCUUCAAUAAUCUCCCAAGCUUUAGUGUGAUCUUAUAUCCAGACCAAGAUCCGUUAGUUAAAGACUUUUCUUCAAGCGAACCAUUUGAGCGUGGCUUUAAAAACCAGAAAACCAGAAUUAUGUGCGACUACCAGAAAGAAUACUCCUUUGUUUUCGAGGACAGCUCCUGCGAGGGCGACGUCUCGAUGACCGCCCACGACAAUGGAUUCGAGAGCCUGUGGCAUCAGGUAGGCGAGGAGCUGCGUCGCGAGCGGGAGAUGAACGAGCUCGGCCAGCUUUUCCAGCAAAAGCUGACCCUGAGCCCGCCGCCCUACACGGAUCAGUGGAUGUUUUGAGAGGAAGACAUCCCCACAGAAGCCCGAAUUGUGAUAUUUGUAUAAAUAAUUUAUUGUUAAUAAGCUAAGCCAGGUCAUUCGGCCUUCGUAACAGCAUUUCUGAGAGAUGCUUGCACUUGUUGUAUUAUCAGUCCCCAAAAAAGGUUUUUGUAUACCCCUGUUCGAGCUAAAGUUUUAUAUUUUCCGUGUUUAUCCAACGUUUCCAUUUGUGAAAAUUCCGCGUCAUUAAUUUGUUUAUUUUUUAUCAAGCCAAGUCCCAGGUAAAAACAAUUGGCAAUCAUUUGCCGUCGAUAUCGUCUAAUAUUUGUAUUCCAAAGAGUCAGCAUAGGCUGAAAGAUCGCAUAAUGUAUACAAAAACAAAGAAAGGGAUUAUCGUAUCUGUUUUAGAUCCUUAACAAGAACGACUCAAAUAUAUAUGAGCUAUAAUACUGCAA